This is a messenger RNA of Linnemannia hyalina, 291 nucleotides long. The record is from the annotation of a GenBank genome assembly. Lineage: Eukaryota; Fungi; Mortierellomycota; Mortierellomycetes; Mortierellales; Mortierellaceae.
AUGCAUGACCAGCUGCAGCCCUGCUCACUCGUCGCCAAUCCCGCAACAACAACCAUCAUCCCAGCCACACCAGAGGUAAGGACCAUUGGCGACUCGACCAUGUCUGUCCUCCACCUUGGAGUCCCACCACCGAUAUCUACCCGCAAUCUGACAGGAUCCACAGGCGCAUCGGGUGAUCUACUCAAGGACUUGACCGGCAACUAUGGCAUAUUUUUUGCCUUUCCCGAUCUCAGCGUCAGGACAGACGGCAUGUACACCCUUAAGUUUUCAUUCGUCAUGUUACCCGAGUAG